This is a messenger RNA of Aspergillus fijiensis CBS 313.89, 2819 nucleotides long. Its product is annotated as putative CUE domain protein. The record is from RefSeq and is a predicted model, not a curated record. NCBI's taxonomy places the organism in Eukaryota, Fungi, Ascomycota, Eurotiomycetes, Eurotiales, Aspergillaceae. Gene Ontology annotation, biological process: DNA repair; DNA alkylation repair. The transcript has 2 exons. Gene Ontology annotation, cellular component: nucleus. The coding region runs from base 303 to 2819 and encodes 838 amino acids. Gene Ontology annotation, molecular function: dioxygenase activity; zinc ion binding.
CAUGCACGCCACGCCUGUCGAUUCGAUUCUUUGGACCUGAACUAUAUCAACAAGUAACCAGGGUGUUCAUCUUCAUUUAGACACAAUCAUCAGAAUAUCAAUCAGCGCUUCCUAUGUUUCUAGAAUAGGAAGGGAAAGGAUGUCACAGUGACGCCAUCAGGGCCAGAUUUAAACUUUGAAGCCCAAAGGGUAAAUCUUCACCAUGGCCUUUCUCAUGAAUUCUCCUCCCCUCCACCGUCCCUGUUCUAAGCACACUCACUUAAGCACACUUUCCUAAAACCACCACCACCACCACCACCACCAUGCCCUCAGCCUGGACCGAUGACAACAACAACGACCAUCCCCCAAACCAUGCAUCAUCCCCAACCCCAGCCGCCAACUUCCUCACGACAGAGAUCUACAACAUCGGCGCCCAGCCGGGCAUCCGCUCGCUGCCCCCGAGCCCAGAACGCGACUUCCUGGCCCUAACCUGGGGCCCCGUCGUCUAUCGCACGGCCUACAGCGCCCGCUCGGACCGACUCCUACCAGUGUUCCUGCGCGCCCUGUCCUACGAGGUCCAGGCGGCCAUCCCGCGCCGGCUCCCCGGCACGCGCAAGCAGCGGCACCUCCUCGAGACGAGCUACGCCUGCAAGGUCUUCAGCGACGAGACGCGGUAUGCGGGAGCGGAGAUCGGCGCCGUCCGCCGCGCGUUCCACGACUGGAAGCGCGCGGACCUGGAGCUGCCGCUGAUGGAGCUGCCGGCGCGGUUGCGGGUGUGUUUGGUGGUGGACGAGGAGGUGCUGCGGGCUUUGGAGAGAAUGAUGACGAAGGAGGAAGACGGGGUGGACACGGACGAGGAGGCGAGGGGGGGUCCGACGCAAGACGGCAGCGAAAAGGGAUCCGGGGAGAUGUCUUACGGCCGAUGUCCGGUCAUCAUGAUGGAGGAGAAUUUCCCGGAUCGGAGGAGGCGGGACUCCAAUCCCGCGGACGGAGAGUACCCCGGCUGGACGCAGGUGGCGCUCUCAGCAGUCGUGGAGGUACUCGAGGGGAUGAGGUUUGGAAAUGGAUUGAGUCGGUUUCAUCGCUCUGGCCGAAUUUAUCUGGGAGAGAUCUCUUCCAGUAUGGUUCUUAUCGCGCAAGGAGCACGCCUGCUCAUUGGCCAGAUUGAGAGCAGUCACGUGGUGAUAGGACAUCCAUUUCCACCCAUCGCUGCCAGUUUGUCAUCGUUCAAUCCCUUCGUGCUCGUCAAUUAUACAAUUCCUUUUGAUUUUGUGAUAGUCGAAAUACUUGGCUUUCUGAGAGGAGUGUACACCAUGGAACGGUAUCUUUCCAGAAAACGGGCCCGGAGUCCACCGGCGCCCACCUGCUCCGACGAAGACUCGACCGAUAUGAAGCUCGCGCGCCUGGCCUCACUCUUCCCAAACAUGGCUCUAGAUGCAUUGAUGGAGAUUCUACUCUCCACUGGCGGCUGCGUCGAGACGGCAACCACCACAAUCCAAGCUCAAGCCUCUCUGUACCCUCUCAAAAAGCGAUCAACGGCCGGCGCCACACCCGCCGUUCAGACUUCCUUGAAUGCCCACAUGCGAAUAUCCCACCACCCGGGACAAAAGCGAUCGCGGACCCGAAAAGGCAAGACGCUGCAUCUAUACUCUCCGGAAGACAUCGCGGCGCACACGCCCUGCACCAUCAUCCACAACUUCCUACCCGCGGAGCAAGCCAACGCGCUCCUCCUCGAGCUCCUCGACGAAUCGCAGCACUUCUCGCGCUACCGAUUCCAGCUCUUCGACCGCACCGUCCAGAGCCCCCACUCCGCCAGCAUCUACGUCGCCACCCCCGAGCAACACCGCCAGCACACCUCCGAGUACACCUACGGCGGCACCUACCGGGCCACCGUCCGGCAGACCACCCCCCACCUGCGCGCGGUCUCCGGCAAGGUCCAGCAGGCGGUCAACGCGGAGAUCCAGCGCCGCAUCCGCACCGUCUACCCGGGCGGCCGCAAGCUGAAGUAUCAGUCCCCCAAGGUGUGGAUGCCCAAUGCGGCCUUUGUGAAUUGCUACGACGGCCCCACGGAGGCGGUUGGAUACCACUCGGAUGAGCUGACCUAUCUCGGCCCGCGGGCCGUGAUCGGAAGCUUGAGUCUCGGCGUUGAGCGGGAGUUUCGUGUCCGAAGGAUUGUUCCCACAGACGACCAUGACGACGAUGACGCUGAAGACCUGGGGGCGCCGGAAGAUACUCCCGAAGGACGGAUCUCGGCGCAUACAGCGGAGAAGACUUCCACUUCGGCCAAAGUCCCGAAGGAACCGAAUCCUUUGGAAGAACACAACAACUCUCGCAAAGCACCGAUGACAUCGUCAUCACCAGCAUCAGCAUCAGUAUCAGCAUCAGCAUCAGCAUCAGUAUCAGCAUCAGCAUCAGCAUCAUCCCGGGCAGACGCUCAGGGUCAAAUCUCUAUACACCUCCCGCACAACUCGCUGCUGGUCAUGCACGCUGAGAUGCAAGAGGAAUGGAAGCACGCCAUUGUCCCGGCACAAACCAUCUCGCCGCAUCCGCUGGCGGGGAAUCGGCGCAUCAAUGUCACGUAUCGGUGGUACCGCGACUCAUUGCACCCGCGGUACACGCCCCGGUGCCGGUGUGGCGCCCAUACGAUUCUGCGGUGUGUGCAGCGCAGACGCGAGACCCGGGGCCGGUAUAUCUGGAUGUGCUAUGCGGGGUAUGCCCCGGGCAAGAAAGGGUGUAGCUUUUUCCAGUGGGCGGAUUUCGAUGAUGAUGGGGAGCCACUCUGGGACAAGACGGCGGUGCAUGAUGAUGCGCCGUGGUUGGAGAACUUCGUAGAAGGAUAG